AUCGCUCGCACGGGCAGUCACGUGCGCUGUAGUCACAGGGACACGUUCUGGGAAAAGCCUCUGAGGCGGUGCAACGGGGCAAAACAGCCUGCGGUUCCUGGCCCCACGCCUGUUCCACACGCUACUGCACAGAACAACACGGGACCGAGCCAGCACAGGAGGUGAUGCAAUCAGGUGUCAACACGGACGUGUGGGGCUGCUGCUGGCGUAACCUGUGACUGUUUGAGGUUUUAUUUACUGGGUUUUAGAGAGAAACAUGGAUUUGUUGUUCCACUUAUGGAUGUGUUCAUUGGUUGAUUCUUGUAUGUGCCCUGACCAGGGAUCGAACCCACAACCUUGGUGGAUGGGGAUGACGCUCUAACCAACUGAGCCACCCGGCCAGGGCGGCAUCCUGUGAGACAGAGCGAGCUUCUUGUGAUAAGUAGAGAGUAUAGUACACGUGAGGCAGCAGCCGCCACUUACGAUCGAGUACGACAAACUGUCCGUAUUGUGUGUGCUCGUCUGUCGACACCAGCAUCACCGCAGCGUGAAGCAGGCCUGUGCUGCCAGGUCAUGGCGGCUGUGAGGUCACUGGGUGACGGGGAUUUUUUAGCUCCAUUAGGACCUUAUGGUGCCGUGGGGUCACGGACCGAGACGUCCUCGGGGCGUGACUGUUAACAGAAGCUGAAGCCAGUGAAGCAGCAGCAGGGCCAGUGGGGGGGCGGGGGCAGGGGGCUCCCACGACAGCCGAUUCAGAACAUUCAGUAACUGAGCAGCUGGAGGCAGUGCUCUGGAUGGAACCCGGGAAAAGGGUCAGAAAGAAAAAGGGUAACUCCCUGCAGGUGACCAGAUUGUGGGUUUUUACACAUUUUUAUCUAUCCUUUAUUUCCUAAAUUUAUUUUUUUAUAAUUGUGAAAAGCUAUGGCUGUUAUUUCUAAGAAGUGCACCUUCUCAGGUCAUUGGGUGGGUCCAGAGAGCCACGCAGCCUGUCGUCGGGGCCCGGCUGCCCAGGCUCCCCCGGUGCCUCGUGGCAGGGCCCCGAGUGUGCACACCCCGGUCAGCGUCUGUCCCUAUGAAGCUGUUGCCCACCUGUGUACUGGGUGGGACGUGCUGCCAGGGUGCGAGGAAGGAGCUGGGCGGGGCCUGCUGGUGGCACUGGGCCUGGGCUCCAGUGUGUGGGGGCAGAGCAGCCUCUCCCAGGAGCCCGCACGGGCAGGGUGCGUGCGCUCCUCCCCAGGGGCCGGCCCCCUGCAAUCUGACUCCUCCGUGCCUUCCAGACGACGCCUUCAUCAACCCGCACCUGGCCAAGAUCUUCGAGCGGGUGCGGCAGAGCGCGGACUUCAUGCCCCUGAAGCAGAUGACGAAAACUCUCAACAAUGACCUGGGCCCCAACUGGAGGGACAAGCUGGAGUACUUCGAGGAGCGGCCCUUCGCAGCCGCCUCCAUCGGGCAGGUGCACCUGGCCCGCAUGAAGGACGGGCGGGAGGUGGCCAUGAAGAUCCAGUACCCUGGCGUGGCCCAGAGCAUCAACAGCGACGUCAACAACCUCAUGGCCGUGCUGAACAUGAGCAACGUGCUUCCGGAAGGCCUGUUCCCCGAGCACCUGAUCGACGUGCUGAGGCGGGAGCUGGCCCUUGAGUGCGACUACAAGCGAGAGGCCGCCUGUGCCAAGAAGUUCAGGGAGCUGCUGAAGGACCACCCCUUCUUCUACGUGCCCGAGGUCGUGGACGAGCUCUGCAGCCCCCACGUGCUGACCACAGAGCUCGUGUCUGGCUUCCCCCUCGACCAGGCGGAGGGGCUGAGCCAGGAGAUCCGGAACGAGAUCUGCCACCACAUCCUGGUCCUGUGCCUAAGGGAGCUGUUUGAGUUCCACUUCAUGCAGACAGACCCCAACUGGUCCAACUUCUUUUAUGAUCCUGAGCAGCACAAGGUGGCUCUCCUGGACUUUGGGGCAACUCGGGAAUUUGACAGAUCCUUCACUGACCUCUACAUCCAGAUCAUCAGGGCUGCCGCCGACCAGGACCGGGCUGUGCUGAAAAAGUCCAUCGAGAUGAAGUUCCUCACCGGCUACGAGGUCAAGGCCAUGGAAGAUGCCCACGUAGACGCCAUCCUCACGCUGGGGAAGGCCUUUGCCUCUCAGGAGCCCUUUGACUUUGGCACCCAGAGCACCACCGAGGAGAUCCACAACCUGAUUCCCAUCAUGCUGAAGCACCGGCUCAUCCCGCCCCCCGAGGAGACCUACUCGCUGCACAGGAAGAUGGGGGGCUCCUUCCUCAUCUGCUCCAAGCUGAAGGCCAAGAUCCCCUGCAAGGACAUGUUCGAGGAGGCCUACAGCGGCUACUGCAAGAGGCGGGACGGGCAGUAGCACUCGGCCACGGAACCAGCAGGAAGCUGGUGGGGGCGGCGCUCCAUUUAAACUCCUUGGCCCGCGGGGAGGGUGGCGGGCUCUGACCGGGACGCUGCUGGAGCCCCAUUGCCAGCGCUUAUCGGGGUUUUUAUGGCUAAGAGGGUGCGGAGUGAGGUGUGCACGAAUGAGAAUGAAACCCCAGCUCCUCUGUCAGAAUCUAACAGUUGUUUAUUGAGCCUCUGAAAUCCUCUAGAUAAAGAUAAAAAGGCAAUUUUAUUUCCUCUUAGUAACAGGGGUUUUACCUAAUGUGAGUGUUAACCAGAAGGCGAGAAUCCCCGCCACCAGGAAGAAGAUAGAGAACCCUUCGGCUGCUGUGGAACAUGAGUUAGAAGGUGUGCGCGUGUUUUCUGCCCUUUCCUCUCCAGCUUGUGAUCGGCGUCCGGAGUCGGACGGGAGCAGUGCCCACAAGUACUGUUUGCCCGAGUGAGGCCUGCUCUCUGGCUGGUUGCUGUACUGAGAGAACUGGAAGUUUCUGGAGAAUUGCUGCCUCCCAUGGGUAGGGUCAGGAGCAGCAGAGGGAGAGAGAGAGAGAGCUCUGGUCUCGUAGCGCGGGUAGACGACGGUGUGUGGGGGACCCUCCUUCCCCUCCGGGCCCAGGGCCCUGGUGGAGUGAUACGAACGUGCAGAUGUCACAUGGUUAGACCUGGGGUCCUCACAGGCUCUGUUAAUUUUUGUAAAAUUCUUGUAAUUGUCUGAUUUACUUGUUUCAAUAAAAGCAAAACAGCCCAA
Molecule: messenger RNA, 3115 nt
Organism: Myotis lucifugus (little brown bat)
Lineage: Eukaryota; Metazoa; Chordata; Mammalia; Chiroptera; Vespertilionidae
Product: atypical kinase COQ8A, mitochondrial-like
Biological process (GO): ubiquinone biosynthetic process
Cellular component (GO): extrinsic component of mitochondrial inner membrane
Molecular function (GO): kinase activity
Source: RefSeq, a predicted model, not a curated record